AUGGGAAGAGGGAAGACAUCUUGCAUUGUUCCAAUGGUCAUUGCCGUUCUUGCAGAUUCGAAGCAACUUUGCCGACUCAUCGUGCCAAAAGCCUUGCUGCUCCAGACUGCCCAGACUUUGCAGUCCAAGAUCGGAGGCUUGCUUGGACGUGAGAUGAGCCACAUUCCAUUUUCUCGACGCACCCCCUCGAGCUCGGACAUGCACAAGCUCUACGUGGACCUUCAUCGAGAAAUUCUUGGCCGCUCCGGAGUCAUUUUGGCCAUUCCAGAGCACAUACUUUCAUACAAGCUAAUCCCCUUUGAGGCGAAAGGAGUGCCGUCCGAGCAAGCCGAGUUUGGUCAUCCUGAUGUGGCUAUAAUCUUUACCUGCUUGUCCUUUUACUACGCGGGUCUCACAAUCCAUCAGUUCCAGGAAGGAUUGGGAAGAUUGCUCAAGUCUGAUGACCCAGCCUUCGUGUACGAUGGCUGGACUGCGGGAUGCGACUCCCUCCCUGAGGCCCUCUCCCAUUGGAACCUCGUCAACAUUGAUGAUUCCGGACAAUUUGCCGUUAAAUUGCAGUCUUCGGGAUGGGACUUGCCUCUCUUAUCUUCAUUUUCAGACGAAGAGCAGCUCGGUGCAAAGACAACCGGGUUCAGCGGGACCAACGACAAUCGAAGAAUGCUGCCACUGACCAUCAGACAAGAUGACCUUCCGAGCCUAGAACACACCAGUGCCCAGGUGCUCACCUGCCUUCUCCAAGACAGGAACCGGGAUUGCAUAGUCGCAACGAAGCAUGGAGCGCGGCUUACCGAGGGGGGACUACUUAAGCACUUGUCCAACGCAAAAAUUCGGCUGUUGAUCGACGCUGGGGCGAGUUUCUUCGGCGCGCACGAUAACCGAGCCUGGGUUCGAUACCGAGAUGGAAAGGAAAUCCCUCUUCUAGCCACGCCGUUUGCCGACAGCCUGCAGGAAUGCCUCGUUUACUUGGACGAAGCCCAUACUCGUGGCACUGACCUCAAAUUCCCACCAUAUGCUCGUGGGGCUCUCACCUUGGCUCUUGGUCAGACCAAAGAUCACACAGUACAAGCUGCCAUGAGGCUUCGGCAACUAACCACGACACAGUCCGUCACUUUCUACGCUCCACCAGAGGUUUACCGCAGUAUUUUGGAUCUGCGCAGCAAGGAAGACGGGAUGCGAAUAAACUCAUUCGAUGUCGUCUAUUGGUUGCUUGAACAGACGUGUCGAAACAACGAGCAGCUGCAUAGCCUCUUCAUUGCUCAAGGCAUCGACUUCUGUCGCCGGACGAGUGCCGCCCUGCAAUACCCAAAGUUUCUGUCGGAAGAAACACACAAGUCGGCCCUCUUAGAAGUUAUGAAAUCUCCCGAACAGAUUACGCUUGAUGAACUAUACGGGAGAGCCACACAGACCCCGAGGAACAGUGCACCGGAGAGCUUCCACACUAGCCUUCGCGAGAUUGCAAGACAACUGGAGCGAUAUAGAGCCAGCUGUGAAGACAGCUCGUCUCUUGCUCACCGUUCGCUCAUGGAGGAGGUAGAACAGGAACGAGAAGUAGAGUUCCAGGUCGAGCAAGUGCGCCAAGUACAGAAACCCCGUCACUGCAAGAGCCUCAGCUUCUCCGGUCUGCAUCCGGCCAUCUUCUCGUUUGCCCAGACCGGGUUACUUGGCGGAGAUUCGGGAUUCGAGCUGGCGUCUACUUUUAUUGCAAAUACAUGCCUGGGGAAGAAGUACAAUUUUCGCGCUCCAGAAUCGCGGCUUUUUGUGUCCGAUGAGUUCACUCGCACGAUUGAGAAUGGGUCGGAAGGUCCUAACGAUGACUUCUUGAGACCGAUCGAGUGGAUUCUGUGGGGUCCCAUUCACGAAACAGCCUUGGUGAUCAUCCCGGAGGAGGCAGAGCGUUUGAUACCGGUCAUCAGGGCCCUGGACCAUGCGCCGGUACACUUGAUGCCCUACGCUGCGUCGACAACUAAGAACAUGGCCCAUUCCAAUGGAUUGGCCGGCUAUAUAACACCCUCUCCUCUACUGAGCAGCCCUUUGCCUUCGUGGCUUUCGAUUGAGCUGGGGCUGCUCGGUGCUAGACUGUACUUUGACUUCGAAGAGUAUUCGAUUCUCCUGGAGCACCUGCGCUUAGUGGUCAAGGUUGGCGGCAUAAAAUCUAUCGUAGCUACCUCUGGUGAAGCUUCCAGAAGCGUUCCGGCUGGAGACAUAAACGCCUUUCUGCUGGAGUGGUUGACCGUUCGCCGUAAAGGACAGGACAUUAUGCACACUCCAAUGGGGUACAUCUGUCAGGGUCGACCAUUGAAAGAGAGUCACCCAUUCUUUUCCAUCAAGGAGGCAGGCACAACAGUGGUUCGCGAGAUUGGAUGGAUGAAUAACAGCGGUCCGGAGUCGGAAAGCUUGGAAUAA
Molecule: messenger RNA, 2403 nt
Organism: Hirsutella rhossiliensis
Lineage: Eukaryota; Fungi; Ascomycota; Sordariomycetes; Hypocreales; Ophiocordycipitaceae
Exons: 7
Coding region: 1-2403 (800 amino acids)
Source: RefSeq, a predicted model, not a curated record